Molecule: messenger RNA, 1437 nt
Organism: Rhododendron vialii
Lineage: Eukaryota; Viridiplantae; Streptophyta; Magnoliopsida; Ericales; Ericaceae
Product: GDSL esterase/lipase At1g71691-like
Exons: 5
Coding region: 89-1219 (376 amino acids)
Molecular function (GO): hydrolase activity, acting on ester bonds
Source: RefSeq, a predicted model, not a curated record
CUCGCCUCUCUCUCUCUCUCUCUCUCUCUCUCUCUCUCUCUCAUACACACACACACACUCACACACACUCACACAAACAGAUAAGCAAAUGGCUGAGAAGGUGAGGUUUUUCUGUUUGUGGGUUUUGAUGGUUAUGUUGAUGAGUAGUAGUAGUGCAGUUAUAGGACAAGGGGAAGGUUCAGAUGCAUUUGCACCAGAGGAGGCUGUUGGAAGCAGGAGGGAGAUUGUGCCUGCCUUAUUCAUUUUUGGAGACUCCCUCAUUGACAAUGGAAACAACAAUAACCUCCAGUCUUUUGCCAAAGCAAACUAUUACCCUUAUGGGAUUGAUUUUGAAGGUGGUCCUACCGGCCGCUUCUCCAAUGGCUACACCAUGGUCGAUGAAAUCGCUGAACUCUUGGGACUGCCCCUGAUUCCUGCUUACUCUGAAGCUUCUGGUGACCAAGUGCUUCAUGGAGUCAAUUAUGCAUCUGCGGCGGCCGGAAUCCUCGACAUCACCGGCCGGAAUUUCGUGGGCCGGAUACCAUUUAACCAACAAAUAAAGAAUUUCGAGAACACGCUGGAUCAAAUAACGGGCAACCUGGGAGCUGUGGAAUUGGCGCAGGCAUUGGGCCGAUCCAUAUUCUUUGUUGGAAUGGGAAGCAAUGACUACCUCAACAACUACCUCAUGCCCAAUUACCCGACCCGGAACGAGUACAAUGGCCAACAGUACGCUGAUUUGUUGAUUCAGCAGUACUCCCAACAACUCACUAGGAUGUACAACCUAGGAGCAAGGAAGUUUGUGCUGGCAGGACUGGGCCUGAUGGGCUGCAUACCCAGCAUCCUGGCUCAAAGCCCGAUUGGGCGAUGUUCAGACGAAGUGAACCAGCUUAUGAUACCUUUCAACGCUAACAUCAAGAUGAUGAUGAACAACCUCAGCGCCAACCUACCUGGUUCCCACUUCACUUACAUCGAUGUUCGCAACAUGUUCAACGAUGUCCUCACCAAUUACAGAUCCUACGGAUUUAGCGUGAUAAACCGGGGGUGCUGUGGGAUUGGAAGAAACAGAGGACAGAUAACGUGUCUUCCGUUUCAGACGCCGUGUCCCAACAGGGAUCAGUACGUGUUUUGGGAUGCAUUCCACCCAACAGAAGCAGUCAACAUUAUAAUGGGGAGGAAGGCUUUCAGUGGGGAUCAAACUGUGGUUUCUCCCAUCAAUAUUCAGCAGCUCGCCAACCUUUGAACAAAACUUAAUUGUGAGUUUUUUUCAAUCACUGUUUGCUCUACGGAAAUGAAGAUCUGGUGGUGUGGGAGAAGACUAGUAGCUAGGAUCGAAGUGUAGCAUACCAGGGACUCGAAGUGUUAGAGUGCGGUAUUAAAUAUGCUAUAGCUUAAAUUCCAUGACUUGAUGGUGUUUUUGUCAUUUGAGGUGUGAUUAAUUUAGCUUGAUUUCGUGUUAAA